This is a messenger RNA of Mercurialis annua (annual mercury), 2468 nucleotides long. Its product is annotated as mitogen-activated protein kinase kinase kinase NPK1. Gene Ontology annotation, molecular function: ATP binding; protein kinase activity. The transcript is spliced from 17 exons. The record is from RefSeq and is a predicted model, not a curated record. The coding region runs from base 181 to 2247 and encodes 688 amino acids. Lineage: Eukaryota; Viridiplantae; Streptophyta; Magnoliopsida; Malpighiales; Euphorbiaceae. Gene Ontology annotation, biological process: protein phosphorylation.
AACGGAUGCCCUUUUCCCUCCCUUCAAAUUUCCUCUCUCUCUCUCUCUCUCUCCAUCUCCAACGUCUCUUUUCUCUUCCUCUUUUCAAAUCAAACAAACACUAAUUAUUCUAAGCAAAACAAAAACCCUAAGAACAGUAACAGCAGCAUCAAAUAUUCAUCAAAUCUGAAGUAAAGAUAAAUGCAAGACUUGUUUGGAUCGGUUCGCCGAUCCUUAGUUUUCAAAUCAACUUCUUCCGGAGAUAACGAUGGUUUUACCGGUUUUGUUGAAAAAAUCGGUUCCAGCAUUCGUAAAUCGCGAAUCGGACUCUUCUCUAAGCCGCCGCCGCUUCCUGGUCUUCCGUCGUGUAAAAAAGAUGAUACUCCGCCGAUCAGGUGGCGGAAAGGGGAGUUAAUUGGCUGUGGCGCAUUUGGUAGGGUUUAUAUGGGGAUGAAUCUCGAUUCUGGCGAGCUUCUUGCUGUUAAACAGGUUUUGGUUGCAGCUAAUAGUGCUUCAAAGGAGAAAACACAGGCUCAUAUUAGGGAGCUUGAGGAAGAAGUGAAGCUUUUAAAGAAUCUUUCCCAUCCAAAUAUUGUUAGAUAUUUGGGGACUGCAAGAGAAGAUGACUCAUUGAACAUUCUAUUGGAAUUUGUUCCGGGUGGAUCCAUAUCAUCACUUUUGGGGAAAUUUGGAUCCUUCCCUGAGUCAGUUAUACGAAUGUAUACAAAACAGUUGUUAUUAGGACUAGAAUAUCUUCACAAGAAUGGAAUCAUGCAUAGGGACAUAAAGGGUGCAAAUAUUCUUGUUGACAAUAAGGGAUGCAUUAAACUUGCAGACUUUGGAGCAUCCAAGAAAGUUGUUGAACUGGCUACUAUCAAUGGUGCCAAGUCAAUGAAGGGUACUCCAUACUGGAUGGCUCCUGAAGUUAUUCUUCAGACAGGCCAUAGCUUCUCCGCCGAUAUAUGGAGUGUUGGAUGUACUAUGAUCGAGAUGGCUACUGGAAAACCACCAUGGAGCCAGCAGUAUCAAGAGGUUGCUGCACUCUUUCAUAUUGGGACAACUAAAUCUCAUCCUCCUAUUCCGGACCACUUGUCCGUCGAGGCAAAGGACUUUCUCUUGAAAUGUUUACAGAAGGAGCCAAACUUGAGGUCUACAGCAUCUGAUUUAUUGCAGCAUCCAUUUGUGACUGGGGAGUAUCAGGAACUACAUUUGAUAUUCCGCGGUUCUGUUAGGGAAUCUGCAAGUACUAUGGCAACUAGUGGGAUGAAUCUUAAGAACUCCAUGAACUCUGUGAUUAGAAGGUCAACCUGUGCAGGCUUGAAGGAUGUUUGUGAAAUGAGUAGUGUGAGGUCGUCAACUAUAUACCCGGACAAAAUGCCAGCAUCAGGAGCCUAUUGGGAUGAAGUCAAUUUUGAUGAUGAUGAUGAUAUGUGUCAGAUCGAUGAUAAAGACGAUUUUGUGGUCCGAGCAUCAGCUAAGUUUGAAUCUGCCUUUGCAUCAACUGAUUUAAAUAAGAGCUUUAAUCCUAUGUGUGAACCCAUUGAUGAAUGGGCAUGCAAGGUUGAUGAAAGUGCAGUCUUAAAGAGAAGUGGAAUCAACUUCCUAUCUAGUCAGUCACUCCACGAAAUUGCUAACCGAUCGGUGGACUCUAGUAAAAGGGAAAACGAAUUCACCUUUCCUUGUGGACCAUUAGCGACUGAGGAUGAUGAUGAAGUUACCGAGUCAAAAAUAAGGGCUUUUUUGGAUGAGAAGGCUUUCGAUUUGAAGAAGCUGCAAACACCUUUAUAUGAAGAGUUCUACAACACAUCAAACGCAGCAGAUGCUGGCAUUUCAGCUAAAAUUACAAGUAACGAUAGUUUUACAAAUUUACCAAACUUACCUCCUAAAAGUAAGUCACCUAAACGGUUACCAAGCAGAAGAUACUCUAUACUUGGAGCUACCACCAACACAGCUAGUCCACGUAGCAUCAGUAAUCAAAUAUCCAAUGAUGCUAGUAUCCAUGAUCGAGUUCUGCAGGAAAUUCAGCCACCUCAAGCCAACGAGCGGAAAGAUGUGCCUUCUGAUAAGCAGAAGGAAACAAUCACACCUAGCGCAAGUUUCUCUGAGAGGCAAAGAAAAUGGAAAGAAGAGCUUGAUGAAGAACUCGAAAGAAAACGAGAGAUGAUGCGGCAGACAGGAAUAGGAGGAGGGAAGCCACCGUCGUCUCCCAAGGAUCAGAUCCUAAUUCGACAAAGAGAUCGAUUACGGUUUAUGUUUCCUGGCAAAUAAAUUAUAAAUGUACAACACUACUAUUUACUUGAUUAUGUAAUAUUCCCUUAUGGAAAAAUUUGUGCUUUUCCAUGAUGAGUGAGUUGUUAAUGUAUGUAAUUUAUAUCCGGUGAAAAUGAUGUCUAAUAAGAUAUAUAGCCAACAGACAAUCUUCUACCUCAUUGUAUCUUGUCCUUUGUGGUUCAGUUGAAAGGAUGAUAAGAUCAGAUUCCUUUCUGUAA